Blepharisma stoltei is the source of this 824-nucleotide messenger RNA. Lineage: Eukaryota; Ciliophora; Heterotrichea; Heterotrichida; Blepharismidae. The record is from the annotation of a GenBank genome assembly.
AUGGUAGACUACAGUUCAAUUCCAGAUUGGCUGAUCGCUAUUGUUGCUCAGAAGCCUAAGUUUAACAUGCAGUUCACUGAGUACGAAGAAAAGCUCGUCGCGAGUCGCCCAGAUCCCAAGCUUCCAGAGGAUCUUCAAAAAUUAUUUGACAAUAACCCUGAAGAGUUCAAAAAAAAGUGCUUGCUGACUUCUUAUUCAGGUGUCGACAAUUAUAGAGAAAACUUCGUCAUUCGCAAACUCCUUUUACUAGCUUAUAAAAAGAAUAUUUUGCCUGAAUUUGGAGCCACCAGUGAUGAAAAAGAUUUUAUCUCUGCAAGAAGGUGGUAUAAAUUUUAAUUUAAAUAAAAAAAAUUAUUAAUUAUUGUAAAAAAUAAGGAAUUUAAAGUAAAUUAGUAUACAAUUUCUAUCAUUUCAUCUAUAAUUCUAUAUUUAUAGGUGCAUUUGGCUUGCUAAAUUUUGCUUAUGUCCUUCCCAGAUUCUCUGCAAUCGGUCUUCCACUCGCAAUUGGCAGCAAUGCUUCAUUGUAUUUGUCUUUAAUGUUUCUAAAAGAUCCUUUCCUGCACAACUCAAAGAUAAAAGCAAGAAUAGCCCAAUAUAGAGUUGCGGAUAAAUACAAAGAAAUUCUAUUGAAAUAUCACCAAGAAAAUCGUCUCUUAUAUAGAUUCCACCCUCGCGCUGUUUUCCCACCAAACCCUCUAAAUAAGGAAGAAAAGCUUUAUGACCGAGUCAACUUAUUUUGGAAAGCUUUGAAUACUGACCCGAGUGAUUUGGAGAAUCAGCAGAAGACCUCAUUACUUAGAUAUAAGUCAGAAAAGAAUUUAUAG